This is a messenger RNA of Vitrella brassicaformis, 7570 nucleotides long. The record is from the annotation of a GenBank genome assembly. NCBI's taxonomy places the organism in Eukaryota, Vitrellaceae.
UGACAUCAUGAAUCACCUUCAUCGACCGUUCACAGAACAUGCACAAGACAAGGUCCCCCACGUCCGCUCGUACCUCUGCGAGCACCACCUAUCUAUCGGUCUAUUCCUUCGGCCCUUCACCCGUUACCCCUUCCUCCUUGUCCGCACCCUCUUGUGUGUCCUGCUGCUGCGGCUGCUCCUCUCUCACAACAAGGAAUGACGUGCUCUUAAGAGCAAACCGAUUCCCCGCCAUCGCAAGCAGGUCCACACACGCGCUGGACCUCAUGAAAUCACCCACACCGAUUGCCGAAGGCUCCUGGCCCUCUGGUGGCUGGUCGGGCUGCGCGUGUUGGACGAACGAGCUGAUUGACAUUUUGAGGGCCAAGUCGGGGACGGAGAGAGGGUGGGAUGACGGCCGCACGGCGAAUUGUGUGGCGGCCAUGUAAAGCUGCUCGGGCGACACCUGCAGACCGUCACACAUGGCGGAGAGAUCAUCUGUCUCCUGUUGCUGUUGUGUCUGCAGGGGCGCCGCAAGGCUGAGUAUGUGCCGCCGUAGGCCGACAGAGGGGGUGGGCCCAAGGCUGAGAUAGCCCAACAGACGGCGCGCAUAGACCUGACACACAGCCCCACACGAGGGGACGUGAACAGAGGACACCCGCUUGAAGUCCAUCUAUCGUCAGUCUGCUCACCGUCUCAGCCCCGAGCCCAUUCUGCCCCACCCCCUCUCCCUGUGGCGGCCCCUCAUCCCCUUCCCACAAUCGAUGCGCCUUCAUGGUGUCUCUGAUCGACGCGGCGGUCCCUCCCACUCCCGCCUGUGUCAGCCGAAACACAUCAAACAGUAGCUUGAGUGCCUCAGCUCGCAGUUGCUCGGGAGUCGGGAAUGUGGGCGUCGGCUCGGGGGUCUCUGUUUGGGACGAGGGGGGCAGGGAUGAGAGGGGCAGGAGGGGGAGGGAAGCGAACUGGUCUGCAGUAAGGAAAGCCUCGGUCUCGGUGAGGUCUUCUGUGGCGCCUGUCAGCUCCGCGAUGGACUUGCGCAGCUGCAAGGGGGAUAACGAAACAGCGAGUGGUUCUCUGGUGGCUUCUUGUCCGGUACCAUGAUCAGAUCGCUUGCAGAUGGCCACAGAGAAGUCUGAUCAUCCACGAGGCCAUUCAGCAUGACAGUCAGCACGACCUCAGUGGCAUCGACCGCACCACCACUGCAGUCGCCAGCAAACGUCUGUGCAAGCUGCUGCAGACGCCGUUCAGCAUCGGGGGCACUCUCGAGCGACGCGGGCAAGAGAGACAGAUGGAAGGCGCGCGAAUGGGCCAGACGGUGGACCAGGAGAUCCUAUGGACACACGAACAACACACGCUACCGUCGUGUGAAGAAGACACUCGGAUAUACCUUCAGCUGGCUGACGGCCAUCACGCCCUUGGUGAUGGCUGGCAGCAUCUCGUCGAAAAGGCCUCUCAGCUGGGCGAUCGUCCACCUAUCUGUGUGUGAGGGCUCCACUGUCGGGGGCACUGGUGGCGGGGGCGGGAGGGCCAGGUGCUCUGUCGGUGCGAGGUAUAUGGUCGUGCCUUCCAGGGACAGGUAGUACGGCAGCUGCAGAUAUGAAAGACGACAAAAGGAUUCAGAGACAGAGGAAGGUUGCUCUGAGGAGUACACAUCUCAUCUGACCUUUGUUUGGUCCUCGAUGUGUGACUGGACGAUCUUGGUCAGGGACUUGAUGGCCUCGUUCUCGGCGUACACGCGAGCCACAAUCCAAUCAUCGAGCUUCUCAAACACCUGCACACAGACACAGCUGUCCCGUCCGACCUCCUCUCCCGCCCCCCUUUCUCACGGCAUCGCUCUUCUCGCAGAGGUCCCUGAGCUCGCCUUCAGCCCAGUGCUUUAUCCGCAGGACGUGAUACUUGUACCUCACAGCGGCCUCCAUCCUCGCCUGCUGCAGGUCCACAAAGAGCGGCGGCGGGGGCUGGGCCAGCGCCUGCUCGUCAGCAGCUGCGGCAGCUCCUUUCUUGUCCUUGGCAGCGUCCUUCUUGCCCGCGUCCUUGCCCUUGCCGGCGGGCUUUCCCUCUGGCUCAGCUGGGGCGGGGGUGAAGGGGUCCCUGAAGGGCUCCAAAGGCGCGAUGAAGUCCAGCGCCUUGUUUGUCAUGGCAUCCAGGAAAGGGAAGCGCCAAUCCAGUUCGGCUGACACCGCCAGUACCAAUACCAAUACCAUGCGAAAAAACUGCCUUGCGCUGUGUCUCUGUCUCUUCUCACAUACGUACGUUGUGUCUCAUCUUGGGUGGGUUGUCCUUUGAGAGUCCUCUCUCUGUACACAGGCGCAUCGGGCAGCGGGUUGCCGUCAGGCCCCGUCCAUAUGUCGAGCUUAGGCAUGGGCGGCGGGGCGGCACCCUCAGCCAGGGCCUCUGUGGGGUCGUUGGGUCUCGAUGGGAUGCCCAGCUGCAUGGCUGAGUAGUAGAAGUCGUUUAACAGCCGGUCGGACGCUGUGUACCUGAUAAAGGACAGAAUCAUGUGGCCGUGUGACGAAUAACGGAGCGACCAACUUGCCUUUCGAGCUCUACUUUGAGAAUCCUCUGUAUUUGUAAGGCGAGAAUUUCCACCUGCCCCUCCACCCAUCCGCUGGUCAUGAUGGUGUUGCGCUCGGCGACGGCCUCAUCCUUCUUGCGCAGCACCACCUGGAAGAGCUCAAAGGAUAGGUCAGCCGCACGCUGAUGCAGCUCCUCCUACACACACGUAAACAGAUUGAAUUGACAGAUGUGUGUAUCAUGAAUUUGUGUGAGGCAAGUACUUUGGUGUCGUCUUGUUUUCUCAUGUCUGGGUAGCUGUCUGAGAAGCGGUUGAACUCCUCAACAAACUUGUCCACGUGCACCUAUCGGGGCACCGGGACGGGCAUAAUCACUGGGAAGCCAAGAGGGCGACGGAUGUUUGUGUGCAAGGUGAGACCUGCUUGUCAUCAGGUCUGUCGAGGAACGCCACAAAGUCUUUCUGGAUGUUCGCCAGGGUCUCGCGGAUGGACUCGCGGAGAGAGCGAUGCCAGAGAAACACCUGAAAAAAAAACACACGCAAGAGAGCACCAACGACGCUUUUGCGUACGGCACGCUGCUCGACCCACCUGGCCCAUGCCUUUGAAGAAUCCCUCCUCCAGCUCGUGCCACUCAUCCCAUAGGAGGUCCCGGACGGCUGGCUCGAGGUCGCUGACAUACCCUGGCAGCGACGACACAUCUAUCCUGUCCUCCUUCUUCUCCUCUUUUUUCUUCUCUCCCUCUGCCGGCUGGCCCUCCUCCGCAUCUCCCUCACCCUGUGCACCUGGCUGUGCCUCAGUGGCUGCGGGAGGUUCCUCUGCUGCUGCUGUGGGGGCGGGCUGUGUCUCGUCUGCCCUGGUCUCCUCUCCUCCCUCUUCCUUCGGCGGUGCCUGUGCCUCAGCCUUCUGCCUGAAUCGGUCGUGGACCGUGUUGGCAAGGAGGGUGUAGGCGCUCUCGGGUGGCUCCUCGCCUGUGGGGGCGGAGGGCGCCGCGGGAAGGGAGAGGUCAACCAAUCGAGGCAUCUCCUGAUGAGACAUGCAUGGUAUGUAUCCAUUGUGUAGAUCGAUCGACGCUCACACACCUCGUUGCCAAAGUGAUCGAGAAAGGUGUCGAUGGCCUCCUGCUCCACAUCGAAGGCGUGACAGCGGUCAACCAUCGUGCCCUGAUAUACAUCAAGACAUGCAUGUGUGAAAUGGCAUUGGGCCGACAGCGUGGCGAACUGACCAUGGGGUUCUGGGGGUCUUCAUAGGGCAGCAGCCUCUCGAAGGCAAGCGGCUUGUGGGAUGGGGGCUCGCCCUCCACCACCACAACAUUACCUGUCUCGGGGUCGAUUCUCCUCCCCAGCGCAGUGCGAAUGACCUCCUCAGUCGGUAUCUUCACACGGACAUGGAAGUCAGCCCCGCCUUCACGCCUCACCGGUGGAGGCACGGGCAUUGGAGGCAUCGGCUGAAUCAGCGCUGCACGCCUCUUCUCCCUCUCAGCGACGGACAGUGGCCGCCUUGACGGCAGAAGGAAGCCCGAGAGCCUCUCUUCAAGAGUGGCGUAUUGCUCAAAGGUGCUGGGGAAGCCGAGGAGAAGCCAGCCAUGAGGGACGAGACCGUGGAGAGGCUCGAUGCGUGUGACAGGGGCAGGCUCGGGGGCGCCUCCCUGAGAGCCACAAAGACAGAGCCACUGCUCUGUUGCUUCGCGGGUGGCUGAUGUGUCUCCUGACCUUCUUCUUUUUCUUUGGGUCUUCCUUGGGUGGCGGGGGAGGAGUGGGGUCGGGCACAAAGCCUGCUGGGAAGAGUGCUCUGACUUUGGUGACGACCAAGUCAGCGUACAGCUCAUUCGGCACCACCCCGCCACUGCAAAGACACGGAAACAUGGAUACAAUGUCACUCAUGAGCAAAUCCACCCAGUUGGCUCACCUCGAUAGACUUUGGUGUGCCUGCUCGCCCAGCUCCUUCAGCCUCUGCGCUUCUGCUGAGAGCUCUUGUGGCUCCGCUGGCGGCUCGUCCUUCUUGCCACUCUUGCCCUUGCUGUUUGCCUCUGCAACGGGUGGCACAUCCCCCUGGUGCUCGUGGUGCCCCGCCAGCGUGAGCGCCUCCGCCAGGAUAGUUUCGGGUUUCAGCAGGGAGAGGCCGAAGCGGUCGCAGAGAUACGAGGCGAUCAUGCCCUCGCCAGAGAGUGGCUUGGCGGUGAGUAUGAGUCUUAUCGGCACGUCUGGCACGUCAGGUGCAGGAGGGUCGGGGGGCGGCGGGAACUUGUGUUCGAUCAGCGAUGCCACGAUCACACCCAGUCGGUACAGCACCGGCUCCCCGCUGGGCUUGACUUCAAUAGCAUCCGACAGCGCCGUGACGACAGCACCGACCUGAAUGAAACACACAAGAGACUGCAUUCCUCAUGUCUUUGCCUCGUUUGUGGCGUCCCCACCGCGGCGUCCCUCUGCAUAACGGCCUUGGCUUCCUCCGCCGCCUGCAGGGGCGGCGCGACCAUCGCCCACUGCCCCCGGCCGUCAAGGUAGGCCCGCACUUCAGCGCUCUCCACCACCCCCAGCGACCGAAUGACGCGAGGCUCCUCCAUGCCCUCAGCUGAGUGAAGAAGGAGAAUAAACAUACAUGACAAUCCGCGUGUACGUAUUCAUCUUCAUCCUCUUCUCACAUCUGUCCUCAAUCGCCGGUGGCUCGGCGAGAGGGAAUCGGGAUGUUUUGCGAGUCUGUGCGGCGUCGAGAAGACUGGGCAGGGGUGCAGUGAAGCCGAUGAGUGAGGGCUCGGGCGGCGAUGGGACCGCCUGGCCGUCGACGAACAGUGACAUCCACUCGCGCCACAGCUGACUGUCCACGGCAUGCUGCAUGGGCAAGACAACAAUACACACAUCACAUUGAUUGCGAUGGUACACACAUUACGCCCAAGACGACAGACAAGAUAUCGAGACACGUAGAGGCAUUGUGGCCAGGUAUCGUGCUGACCGCAUCGGUGGUUUGUCGUUGGUAGAGGGCAGCGUUGACGACGCUGAGGAUGAGAUCCAGUGUGUCCUCACACGCAGUGGCGUGACGCAUCUUCUGGUCGGCCUGACACAUCCAUACAUUGUGCUCGUGUGGACACAGCACAAGAGAGGAGCUGCCAUACGUACUUUGCGAUUCCUGUCGAGCUCUCGGUAGUAGGAGGCCUCCUGCUCUGUCUGCUGCCUCCGGGCCGCUUCUGAUGCCCUGGACCCCAACAUGCAACACCUUGAUGUUAUGGGCACACGCAGAGUGAGUGUCUGAGUGCUCGCUCACUCCAGCAGUUUCCUGUCCAUCUGGAGUGCCCACUGUGCGUCCUCCUCCCUCUUCUGCUGAUACUGUCUCCCACGCAGCUCCCGAUUCUGCCUGAAGACCUCCUCGUGCCGGCGGAUCUUCCACACCUCGUAGGCCAGCUCACGUUCUCGCUUGGACUGACGGUUAACCUGCUCGAGCAGCAUCUCCUCGAACCCCUUCCUUUGCGCCAGCUCCUGGGCCUGCUGCUGCUCCACCAGCACUUUGCGGCGACGCCGUUCUCUGAUGGAGCGAGACGGACGGGAGGAGGUGGCAGGUCUGUUUGCUUGUCCUUUGCUUGAUGUGUGCUUGCCUUUCUCUUCGCGCCUGGUCGAUGGCUUUCUUGUUCUCCUUGAUGCGUCUGAGGCAUGCAGGCCACACACGUUCGUGUGUCUCGCGCGUCUGUGUGUCGUCACCUCACUUCAUGGUGAGGUCAGAGGUGACUUUCAUUUCCUUGUCGGUGGGGAGCCGGUCGAUCAUGGUCUGAAGCAGCUCCAGCCCAGUGGUCACCUCAGUGCCCGCUUCACCCUCCUCCAAACUGAUGGCACACACACACACACACACACACGCGGAUAAUGGCGCACUGGGGCAAUUAGAUGUGUUCUGCUAUCACCCUCUCGGCACAGUGUCGAUGCCGAUUCGCUGGAGGUUCUCCUCGAAGGACUCGAUGCCGCCGCGCAUGUCAUCCUCAGCAGCCUGACGCACCUUGGCCAUCUUGCUGCCCACACAGGGAACACAAAAGUCAACGAUGAGUGGGACGCCCUGCUCUCUGUUCAUGUCAUGUCUCACUCUUUGUGCUUGUCUUGACGCUUGCGCUCAAAGCGGACGCCCUCAAACUCCCUGCGUACAUAGAUGUGUACACGUGAGUAGUCAGGUGAAGGAUCAAGCAGGCUUUUCACUCAGAGGACGGACCUCUUUGCAUUUGCGAUCUGGUUUUUCUGCCACUGGUGCCAGCCCUCUUGCUCCCAGAGCUUCUUGAACUCCUGGUUGCGCUGGAAGGUCGCCAGCCGCUGGUCGCGGAACUCACGGCGGUUCUGGUCUAUCAUGUCGCCUAUCAUCCUGACGAACAGACACACACAGAUUGUCUGUGUUGUGCCCGGGUGGGGCACUUUUCGUGUGUUCACUUUUCCUUGAUAACGGCCUUUUCCUCCAUGUCGAGUCUCUCGUCCUCGUAUUUCUUGAGCAGCAGGUCCAUCUUGAGCUGGUAGUUGGGCAUGGUCAGUGUCCGCAGCCUCGAGUCGACAAAGUUCAUCGUGUGGGCAUCAUACUGACGCAGACAGACACCCCUUCAUCCCAGACAUGCAGGUGCCCCUCCCUCUCUCCCCUUCCACCUUUGGCUUGGUCAGUCGAAUCGAUUUGGUUGUGCCCAUACCGCCCUUGGCCAUCCCCUCCUUGCUUUGCUCGGCCUGCCGUUCGAGGGCCAUCUUGAGCCGGUACAGCAGCCGUAGGGCGGCACCCCGCUGCCUCUCCAUGACGCUGCGCAUGGCUCGGGUGUCGAACUUGAUCUUGAGGGAGCGGAAGGUGGGCUCCAGCUUCUUGAAGUUGGCCAUUUUGGCAGCGGCAGUGGAGCUGCACACACCAAACACAGUGCAGGCAUGUGGCCCCCUUUCGUAUGUGGGUCAUUCACCUGUCGCUGAAGCCCUGGAAGUCAUCCUGCUGAUGAAACUUGUGCAGGAGCUCCCCGAGCAGAUAGCCAUUGGCGAAAUCAUCCUCGAAAGACCGAAUUGGGCGUGAGAGGCACACCUCAUGCUCCAACCACGAGGACAGUAGCUGUGACAUGCUUCGCUGUGUGCUGAGCUUCAAACUUCAAG